Messenger RNA from Centruroides sculpturatus (bark scorpion), 741 nucleotides. RefSeq names its product derlin-2-like (gene Der-2). Gene Ontology annotation, biological process: endoplasmic reticulum unfolded protein response. Gene Ontology annotation, cellular component: endoplasmic reticulum membrane; Hrd1p ubiquitin ligase ERAD-L complex. The record is from RefSeq and is a predicted model, not a curated record. The transcript is spliced from 4 exons. Gene Ontology annotation, molecular function: ubiquitin-specific protease binding; misfolded protein binding. Bases 187 to 726 code for a protein of 179 amino acids. NCBI's taxonomy places the organism in Eukaryota, Metazoa, Arthropoda, Arachnida, Scorpiones, Buthidae.
GUUUUUUUUCCUUUAUUUUUUAACUUAAUAAUAUUAGUGAUUUUUAAGAGUUAUUAAAUGACGUGUUAUUUUAUAAUAGGUCGGAGUGACGUUUACACGGUGAUGACAAGUUAGUUAGAUAUCUGUAUUAGCCGUAGAAGAAGAUUGUUUGUCGACCGAGGUUAUGUGAAUUUGCGAAGAGUAAAAAUGGAAGCCUAUCAGACCUUUCAGCAGGAAUAUUUACAAAUUCCUAUCAUAACCCGAUCGUAUACGACGGCUUGUGUCUUAACAACGGUUGCUGUGCAACUGGAUUUAAUAACACCAUUUCAACUUUAUUUCAAUCCUGAAGCUGUUAUUAAGAAAUAUCAGAUAUGGAGAUUAUUCACAACAUUCCUGUUUUUUGGAACGUUUGGUUUUAAUUUUCUCUUCAACAUUAUAUUCACACAUCGCUAUUGCCGGAUGCUUGAAGAAGGCACAUUCAGAGGACGCACGGCAGAUUUCUUUUUUAUGUUUGUGUUUGGAGGAACUCUUAUGAUAAUUUUUGCAUUAUUUGUCAAUUUACUAUUUUUGGGACAGGCUUUUACCAUAAUGCUUGUAUAUAUAUGGAGUCGAAGAAACCCAUAUGUUAGGAUGAAUUUUUUUGGCUUGCUAAAUUUUCAAGCACCCUAUUUACCAUGGGUUCUUUUAGCAUUUUCUGUACUGUUGGGAAAUGCAGUAAUGGUGGAUUUAAUGGGUAAGGUAUAUUAGAUUAAAAAUUAUAGU